Molecule: messenger RNA, 1246 nt
Organism: Trichoderma asperellum CBS 433.97
Lineage: Eukaryota; Fungi; Ascomycota; Sordariomycetes; Hypocreales; Hypocreaceae
Cellular component (GO): nucleus; cytoplasm
Source: RefSeq, a predicted model, not a curated record
CUUCAUGCCACUCAACCCUCAUCACCAACAACUCACUCACUCAACUCAUUUACACAUCCAUUCCACAUAAAAAUCUCAAAUCAUCACAACAAAACAUCAAAACAUCAAACUAUCUAUCUAUCUAGCAUCAUCAUCUCACCAUGGGCCACGAUCUAGACGCCCACGAGCAGCCCUCAGAGCAGAUGAAGGCCGAGUGGAAGCACUUUUCGCGCCUCGACCAGUCCGUCCUCCUCCAAGAAACGCCCCUCGACGAUCCUCGCCUGCCCCUUGCAGAGAGCGGAUUCCUUCAGACGGGCAGCAUCCCGCGCUCCACCAUCACAGAGGCCUUUUCUCACCUCGGGCCUGAAUAUGCAGCUGUAGAUGCGGAUGGCGCUGAUGCCCCCAUCUUAUACCACCCUCUUCUCCCUGGCCUCCUCAUCCUCCCCUCACUCAUCCCCCCAACCAUCCAAACUCACCUCCUCAACACCAUGAUCCACCGCGAUCUCAGCAAUCCAAUCCACCAGACAAACCUCCACCUCCACUACGACCUCCCCUACCCCUCCUCCUCAGAUCCCCCCAAAUCCUUCUUCUCCCUCUCCCCAGAGUCCCCCCCGACAUUCAUCCCCAAAGACCCCGCCGUCCACAAACCCCUUACCAUCAAGCAGGCCCUCCAGCGCCGCCUCCACUGGGUCACCCUCGGCGGGCAAUACGACUGGACAAACCGCGUCUACCCCGGAGCACCUCCUCCCUCCUUCCCCGCCGACCUGUCCAGCUUCCUGACGACUCUGUUCCCCGAAACCCUCGCCCAGGCUGCCAUUGUCAACUUUUACACCCCCGGCGACACCAUGAUGAUGCAUCGAGACGUCAGCGAAGAGACCGACAAGGGUCUCGUCAGUCUCAGUUUUGGCUGCGAGUGCCUCUUCAUGAUUGCCCCCAGUCGCGGCGCUCACGAAAAAGAAGCCGUAGAGAAUGCAGAAGGUGAAGACGAGGACAAGAAGAAGUAUCUUCUUCUGAGACUACGCUCCGGAGACGCCAUUUACAUGACCAAUGACUCUCGCUACGCAUGGCACGGCGUCCCGAAAGUCAUGAAGGGCACAUGUCCGGACUACUUGGCAGAUUGGCCGGCAGGAGGUGAAAAUGGCGAGUUUGAAGAGUGGAAGGGCUGGAUGCAGAACAAGAGAAUCAAUCUGAAUGUUAGACAAAUGAGGGAGUAGUUGGAUUCUGGUUUUAGAACAUAUAGCCUUGUAAAUGGCAUCAUGAAAUGUAG